Messenger RNA from Felis catus (domestic cat), 2552 nucleotides. It is a transcript of the gene ZNF517, whose product is annotated as zinc finger protein 517. The record is from RefSeq and is a predicted model, not a curated record. NCBI's taxonomy places the organism in Eukaryota, Metazoa, Chordata, Mammalia, Carnivora, Felidae. Gene Ontology annotation, molecular function: DNA-binding transcription repressor activity, RNA polymerase II-specific. Gene Ontology annotation, biological process: negative regulation of transcription by RNA polymerase II. The transcript has 6 exons. The coding region runs from base 255 to 2036 and encodes 593 amino acids.
GCUGUUGCCAAAAGGGACAUCGCUUUACAAAGCGGCAGCUACUUAGGAGGCUCAAGCCCCACAGAAAAGGGUACUCUAGAUACCUCCACCCAAUACACAGGAGCUCGAGUGUCCAUUGAGGAGGGGACAUGGAGACCAGUCUACUCUGAGCACCUAGCCAGAGCAGAUUGUAUUUACUGGCUUUUAUAAAUAAUUUUUCCUCAACUGCGACACAUAUUUGAAAAGAAGCAAUAAGUCUUAGAGAAAUCAGAAAAAUGAGAAGAAGGAAAAUAAAAACUACCUUGGAAGAAACUAAGGCUAAUGUGCUGGGAAUCACCCACUGUCAGGGAACCACUCAUUCAUUCCACAAAUCCUUGCUGUGUAUCAGGCCCUCCCCCAGGCCCUGGGGGUACAGCAUGAAUAACCAGACUGCAGGCCUCAUCUCAUGGGGGAAGGUGGAUAAGAAGCAAGUGGUCCUUCUGGGAGACAGGGACAGGGGUGGAUGGGCCUUAGGCCUGGGCUCUUCCUACUCAACACUCACCGUCCCCAGCGCCUGCCUUUCCCCUGAAGGGGACCUUGGAAUGGCGGUGCCACUUGCGACGCCCAGACUCCAGGAGGCCGUUGUGUUUGAGGACGUGGCUGUGUACUUCACGAGAAUAGAGUGGAGUUGCCUGGCCCCCGACCAGCGGGCACUGUACAGGGACGUGAUGCUGGAGAACUACGGGCACGUGGCCUCACUGGGCUUUCUCGUUGCCAAACCAGCGCUGAUCUCCCUCUUGGAACAAGGGGAGGAGCCAGGGGCUUUGAUUCUGCAGGUGGCUGAGGAGCAAGGGACUGUGGCCAACCUGUGCCCAGAUUCUAGGAUGGAGGCCGGGGUCAAGGAGUCUUCUCCGGGGAGUGUGUCCUCUAAGCAGUUAGGACUGUUGGGCACAGUUUGGGGGCGCCUCCCUGAGGAGAGGAAUGGCCGUCCUAAAGAUGGGUCAGAUAAACGACAACUCGACCCCCAGGCAGGCGGCCUUGGUGGGGAACUUAGCACGUCCCUGGGGACCCUGGAGGCAAAACAGCCAGGCUUGGGCCCUGCAGAGGCUGCUGGGGACAGAGUGUACAGGUGUGCUUGCGGCAAGGCGUUCAAGUACAACUCGCUGCUGCUCAGGCACCAGGUCAUCCACACGGGGGCCAAGCCCUACCAGUGCACCGAGUGUGGCAAGGCCUUCAAGCAGAGCUCCAUCCUCCUGAGACACCAGCUCAUCCACACUGAGGAGAAGCCCUACCAGUGCAGCGAGUGCGGGAAGGCCUUCCGGCAGAGCACUCAGCUGACCGCACACCACAGGGUCCACACGCGGGAGAAGCCCUACGAGUGCGGCGAGUGCGGGAAGGCCUUUGGCCGCAGCUCCCGGCUCCGGCAGCACCAGAAGUUCCACACGGGAGAAAAGCCGUACGAGUGCGGCGAGUGCGGGAAGGCCUUCUGCCGCAGGUUCACCCUCAACGAGCACGGCCGCAUCCACAGCGGGGAGCGGCCGUACACGUGCCUGCAGUGCGGGCAGCGCUUCAUCCGCGGGUCGUCGCUCCUCAAACACCACCGGCUGCACGCCGGGGACGGCCCCCGAGAAGACGGCGGCCGCCAGAACCCCCAGCCCGGCGGCGCACAGAAGACCGCCUCGGGCGCCAGGCCGUUCGAGUGCCCCGUGUGCCAGAAGCCCUUCAAACACAACUCCUUGCUCCUCCUGCACCAGAGGCUGCACACGGGCGAGAAGCCCUUCGAGUGCAGGGAAUGCGGCAAAGCCUUCAGCCGGAAGUCCAACCUCACUCUGCACCAGAAGACCCACACCAAGCAGAAGCCCUUUGCCUGCACGGAGUGUGGCAAGGCUUUCCGCAGGAGCUACACGCUGAAUGAGCACUACCGGCUCCACGGUGCCCAGAGGCCCUACCGGUGCCGGGCCUGUGGCGGGGCCUGCGGCCGGCCGUCAGCCCUCAUCCAACACCAGAAAGUCCACGGGCCCGCGUGUUCCCGGGAGGGUGGGGAGGACAGACGGGUGCCCCGCUGGGCUCCCCGUUGAGUUGAUGAGAGGCGGAGAACUCAUCCAGGAGGGGGCCCCAAGGCAGAAGGCUGUCGGUCCUCCCCGCUUGGCUGUGAGAAGGGUCAGGGCCAGGGCUGUGGUCGAGCAGCCCGAGGGAAGGGCAGUGAGGAAGGCUGAGCCAGAGCGGGUCCCCCCACAACUGCUGAGCCCAGAUGCCCGCGGGAGGGCGGCAUUUCUAAACCGUCCAAGUCUGCGCCUGGAGGCACACGCGGGCUCCAACACAAGUGGGGGUUGGGGGUGGGUUUCGUUUUCUCUUUCCACUCCUCGGUUUUCCAAAUAUUGACUUGUGAUGGGGGGAGGGGAGCGGAAUCUGUUGGCUUUUUUUUUUUUUUUUUUGGAUGUUCAUUUGUUACUAGAAUUGACCAAGAUCAGACUGUUGGCAGGGGACCCAGCCACCUAGUGGGGCAGAGGACUAGAAUCCACACAACACCUGCCAUGGAGACGUUGGGAACUCUCAGACCCAGGGUUUGUUGACAAGCCACGGCAAAGCUGGAG